Molecule: messenger RNA, 3022 nt
Organism: Tribolium castaneum (red flour beetle)
Lineage: Eukaryota; Metazoa; Arthropoda; Insecta; Coleoptera; Tenebrionidae
Gene: kek3
Product: kekkon 3
Exons: 5
Coding region: 260-2704 (814 amino acids)
Molecular function (GO): protein binding
Source: RefSeq, a predicted model, not a curated record
GUAAGCGCUGAAAAUCUACAGUUCGCAUUUCGCGCCUGCCGCGACACGUCCGGAUUCUAGUAGUGUUCGGCUCCGGUUUUCGUGACUUUAUUUUAAUUGUGACCGAGUCCGGAUUAAACCGAUUUCAGGUGCAGAAAAGGAUUCAAAGAUUUUGGACAAAUUUUGAUUAAGGCCCGCCGUGGAUGGGGUGCUGGGGCAGUCAGGCCGUAGCCGCGAUGGAAACCGAAGAAGAAGACAGCGAAGAAACGCAGCCUGUACGAUGAUCCCCCCAGCUCACACCAUGCCAUCUCUCCAUUUCCACCUGGCCCUCAUCAUCGGCUUUUGCAUCCAAAUGAUCGUGGCGGACUGUCCGCGUUUAUGCGAGUGCAAGUGGAAGAGUGGCAAGGAGUCGGUUUCUUGUCCCAACGCAAACUUAUCUUCCAUUCCUCUCCAUCUGGAGGCCGGCACUCAAGUCCUCGACGUCUCCAAGAACAAUCUAGUCAAUUUGAAACACGACGAGUUCAGCAAAGCCGGUCUGCUCAACUUGCAGAAAGUGUACUUGUCUCAGUGUCGUCUGAAGAACUUGGAACGGUACGCUUUUAGGAAACUAAUCAAUUUGGUCGAGUUGGACCUGAGCCACAACCUCUUGAGCAGUGUCCCCUCACACUCGUUUGACUCGAUCCCCGAACUGCGGGAACUCAAGCUCAACGAUAAUCCCAUACAAAGAAUACUCAACGAUGCUUUCAUCAAUGUUCCACAAUUGAUACGGUUGGAGCUAUCAGAGUGUCGCAUUUCAACAAUCGAACCCCGAGCCUUCCACGGUCUAGAAUCUUCACUCGAAUGGCUUAAGCUCGACUACAACAAACUAACCGAAGUGCUGUCUUCUUCUUUUACGAUACUAGAGAACUUGCACGGCCUGGAACUGGCCGGAAACCCUUGGAACUGCACGUGUCCUCUCCGCCCUCUCCGCGAGUGGAUGUUGCAGAAAAACGUCCCUUUCGGGAUCCCCCCCAUUUGUCAAAGCCCCAAACGCCUCCGCUCCAAGACCUGGGACAAGCUAGACCUCGACGAAUUCGCCUGUAUACCCGAAAUUUUUGCUUAUGAAAGCAAAACUAAAGGAGUCGAAGGCAAAAACGUCACCAUGACGUGCCGAAUCACCGGAAUCCCGGAACCCUCAGUCCGGUGGCUGCUCAAGAACAAAGUGAUCGCGAACCUUUCGGGUUCCUCUUACUCCAACGGUAAAAAACUGUACAUGGUGCACUUGUCGAACAACUCGAGUGAUUUAACAAUUUUCAGUGCCGACCUGCAAGAUGCAGGUGUGUAUGUGUGUGCGGCGGAAAACAAGGCGGGUCGUGCCGAAGCUAGUGUAACAUUAGCCGUGAUUAGGAAACCGCCUGAAACCGCUUUCAAUAACAAAAUAUUGAUUGCGAGUGUUAUGACGGGCAUCGCGUUGGUUCUAGCCUCGUGCUUGAUCGCACUCUGUGUGUACUCGGUGCGGAAGAAGCAAAUGCUCACAUGGCGGACUCGCGAGUGCAGAAGGGAGGACAACUAUGAGAAAAUCGAAAUGAAUCAUAAAGUGGCGGGGAAUUCCAACGGGGGAGCGGUGCAAGCUGAGAUCGCGGUGGUGGCAACGAAGAAGAAUGGGGAGUAUAGGGUUGUUCCAGUGGCGGAUAAUGAAGAGGUUGAGGAGGAGGAGGAGAGCAAUGUUGAAGCGGCGGCAAAGAGGAUAUGGCAAGAUACUGCCAUUGAAAAGCGGUGGAACUCGCCGGAACAUCUCCUGGAUCCGGAGGAUCUGCACAUACCGAGGAGGACUCUACAAGAGGCAAGAGACGAUAUCAGGAAGGGGUUCAGUUCGACGUCUGGUAUAUAUAGUGGGUACGAGCAGCCGUCGACAUCCCUAAGCCAAAGCGUGGCACCGCAUCUCCUACGCAGGCAAAUAUCCGGAGGCCACGCGACAACCUACAACAGCGAGCUGUCGAGUCUGAUGGAGGACGAGGCUGACAAGAAAUACCCGGAUUUGAUUGAGAACUCUUCGUACAAGUUCGGGCACAAGGCGAACAGCGAGGGCGGCAGCGUGGCCGACAUCACGGACCUCUUCUGCACUCUGCCCCGGAAACGCACCCUCAUACAGAGCGCGCGUUACAAGAGCAGCGACAGCCAGUCGCCCCUCCUCCCGGAGAGCAGGUACGGCAGCAGCGGCGGCGAAAGCAGCUGCGGCAGCCAGGAGUCCGGGCUCCGGCGGCUCUCCGACUGCCCCAAGUACCCGGCAGGGAACCUCAACAAAAACAGGGUAAAUAAAAUCUCCAACAGCUACUUGAACCUGACGCGGGAGGAGGAGCUGACCUCGACGCCGCUGCUGGACGUGACGGGGCUGGAAAGCAGGGUGGGUCUCACCCCGAAUGCAAAUUCCUACGAUUACCAUGCGGCCCAGCUGGAGCGCUUUCUGGAGGAGUACCGCAGCCUCCAGAAGCAGCUGACGAAAAUGAAGGAAACUUGCGACAACCUGUGCCAGGACCAUCUGCAGGCGGGGUCCUCGCAGGUGACCCCCUCCACGUCGAACGACGAUGUUGUGAGGAAUAAUCCGGUGUCGCCGAAUUCAAAUCAGUCACUCGAGGACUCGAUUGAUUUUCGCAAUUUCGAGAGCGAACUCACCAAGUAUUUGCUCGCCAAAAGUUCACCCUCACCCAAAACUUUCACCAACAACAGCGGAGUGUUCAAUAAUUGAAUUUGACGACAAAAAAUUUGUGUUACAGUGAUAAUUACGAUGGCAAUUGCCCGGAGUGACGCUAUACAAGGAUUUAAACGACUCCCGGAAAUUUUUACUAAUGUGUAUAAAUUAACAUUGUACAUAUCUGGAUGACUGUUACGUAUCAUUUGUUUGUUAAAUGUUGAUAGUUCUAGCAGACAUUUGUGAUAUUAUAAAGGUAGCAUUUUAUUUAUCGACUUGAUGGGUUUUUCAUAUCGUACGAAUUACGUUCUACUGUAAUAACACAUAUCCUUUAUAAGUUUGUAAAUUAUUUAAAUAAAUGCAUUCUAUUUAUCA